Molecule: messenger RNA, 529 nt
Organism: Geodia barretti
Lineage: Eukaryota; Metazoa; Porifera; Demospongiae; Tetractinellida; Geodiidae
Source: the annotation of a GenBank genome assembly
CGUAAUGAAAUGGAGAGCGGAUUUAAGGAACGCAUCUGAUAGGUCUAACGCCCGUUGUUCCUCCGCAAGGUAAAAUUAAAAAUCCGCAAGGAAAAAUUAAAAAGUGGCAAUUGAAAAUAACGAUAACUGCUUUGUUUGUGGUAUGGAAAACCCAUUCGGUUUUCAGGUAAAACCUGAAAUUAAGAAUGGAGGCGAAUUCGUCUAUAUUGAAUGUACACCCGCCGAACACUUGCAAGGGUGGGCGAACAUUCUACACGGUGGUAUCCUCAGCACGCUAUUAGAUGAAGCGAUUACCUAUGUCGGGAUAAGUACCUUUAAUCAACCGGCAGUAACAGCGCAACUCGAAGUCCGUUUCCGCAAUCCAGCCCCAACAUGUGUGAAACUCCAUGUAUGCGCGGAGCGUAUUAAGGUUUCAAAAAGGUUAGUGGAGGCAAAAGCAGCAGUUACGCUCGGUGAUGGCACCCUUAUCGCUACGGGAACUGGUAAGGUAAUGCCGGUCAGCGAGAGUUUCGCCCCUAAGUCCCCAUAG